GUGGGGGAAAAAUCAUAAUGGCCGCCCCCGAGUUAUUAGCUCGAUUAGCCGUUGUGAGCGGAGUUUUGUGAUGUAAACGGAGGAAGAUAUUCGCAAAUGUUUAGUAAGACAAGUUUAUCGGCUCGUUUUCUGUAAAAAGAAUGGCGGGUUUAGAGGGCUACGAGAGUGUAUAUCGAGGUCGGACCGCUAGAUCGUGGGAAAUGAAUCCGCCCUACUCACAAAAGUAUCACGGUCGAGAGGUUAUCCAUCCUUUAGAUAUACCUGUUAUGCAUCCUCUGGCAGAAGACAGUCCGCCGAUCAUCGACGAUGAAUCCACCAAUGUGAGCAAGUACGUGGGAUUAGGUUGUGGAUUGGCGAGCUUGAUUACAGGAAAUCUCUUGAUACAUCCUUUUGUGGUAUUGCGAAGGCAAUGUCAGGUUAAUCCAGGAGCGACAAAAUAUCAUUUAAUGCCCAUAACUUUAAUUCCGGUAAUAGUACGCUUACAUCAGACUCAAGGUAUAAAUACACUGUGGAAAGGAAUCGGUUCGGUGUUACUUGUGAGAGGCAUGACGUUGGCAGUCGAGGAUUUGAUUUCAAAGAUUACACCGUGGCCAAAGAAGAUUACUUGCAAUAGUUCUAUGAAAGCAUUUGGCCAACAUAUCCUUCUUAAAUGUGUCUCCAUAGGUAUAGUGACUCCUUUCUAUUCUGCGUCGCUUGUGGAGACAGUUCAGUCUGAGAUUGCUUCUGAGUGUCCUGGAAUCCUCGAUGUUUUUCGUGACGGUGCAAUCCGCUUAUUGGAUGUAUGUAAUAAGGGUAGACUUAUUCCUAUUUAUGCCCUUGUGCCGCCUACUAUAGUUUAUGAAGUAUCAAAAUAUCUUUUUGCCUUAAUUGUGAGAGGGGUAUCUAGUCGAAUUAUGCAUAUUAGGCAUAAACAUUCGCAAGAGGCAAGAGGCGCGUAUAGUAAAGAUUUACUGUCUGAAAGUGUUGUCCAAGAUAUAGAAAUGCAAUCUAUUCUUGUAUCGACAUGUGCUGCGGAUGUUGUGUUUUAUCCUCUUGAAACUGUUAUUCAUCGAUUACAUCUUCAAGGUACACGCACUAUUAUUGAUAAUUUAGACACUGGAAGAAGUGUUACACCAUUAUUAACUGGCUAUAGCAGUGCGGCCGAUUGUUAUCGUACAAUAAUCUCGACUGAAGGACCACUUGGUUUGUAUAAAGGAUUCGGUGCUCUUAUUAUGCAAUUUGCGGUACAUUUCAUUGUAUUGCGCGCGACGAAAUGGCUGUUGACAGAAUUAGGCACGAUGUUGAUGCCGAAACCUAAGUCAAUAAAGCCACAGAAAUCUCCGUAUUAUAAUGAAAUGUAAAAAAAAAAGAAAAAUAACAUCUAUAACAAAAUAUUGUAAAAUAUAUGAUUAUUUAUUAAUUUCUAACAAAGAUAUAAUCAUAGUCUUUAAUGAUUCUGAUUUUGUUUCCACAAUUCUUUUUUAUAUUGUUAAUAACAAUAUUCGAAAGUGUAAAUUGUGUGCAAGUUUUCUAUCUCUAUUAUACAUUUUACAUGCACAAUGCAAAUUAAAUAAGAUAUUAAAUAAAUCCAUACAAAAAAAUUUUAAGUACUGAAAGUAAAAUUGGAUUGUGGACAAUACUUGUAAAUAUAGUCAUUUUCACAUGACAGUCAUUAUUUUCAUCAAAUCAAUUUCUAUUUACCAUGAAAUGUAAUUAUGUGAUAUGAUUUUAUUACAACAUUAUGUUAAUAUAUAAAUGUUAUAGGUCAUUUAUGAGGUAAAUAAAUCACAAAAU
Molecule: messenger RNA, 1773 nt
Organism: Camponotus floridanus (Florida carpenter ant)
Lineage: Eukaryota; Metazoa; Arthropoda; Insecta; Hymenoptera; Formicidae
Product: solute carrier family 25 member 46
Exons: 5
Coding region: 141-1340 (399 amino acids)
Biological process (GO): mitochondrial membrane fission; mitochondrial fission
Cellular component (GO): mitochondrial outer membrane
Source: RefSeq, a predicted model, not a curated record